This is a messenger RNA of Struthio camelus australis, 3754 nucleotides long. The record is from RefSeq and is a predicted model, not a curated record. NCBI's taxonomy places the organism in Eukaryota, Metazoa, Chordata, Aves, Struthioniformes, Struthionidae.
CCCCUCAGUAGGUUGGGCAGAGUGGAGAGUUGAGUCGCGGAGGCUUGCUGGGGGCGAGUGCUCUGGGCAGAGUAGAGUCCAAAAUGCAGAGAAGAAGCUUUAGAGUGAGUCAACAUGCUCUUACAUCAGCGGACAGCUCAUCUGAUCCCUGACUCUUUGCAAGACGCAGGCUGGGAUUUUCAGGAAAGCUCAGCUCCUGUUUAGCUCCCCAAAGGCUGUGCACGUGGAGGUGUGCAGGCAGCUGCGCGCUCUCUCCACCAAAAGGCCAAAUUGGUCAGAUUGGAGUCAGCUUUGGUCCAGAAGCCUUGUAGCUGUGUUAGCACGAUACUGUGUCCGGUUCACUGAGCUCCAGCCUCGCUUUUUUCCUUGGUGGCUAAAUGGCAGCUGAACUCUUCUAACAAUCUGACCCAGUCCCCGUUUUAAAUAGCAGGUAAUAAAGGGGGAGUUUGUGCAGCAAGCUGAGCUCCAGCUCUGGGAAUGGUCCAAGCUGCAGCUGGAGUGCUUUAUUUCAUUGUUUUGGUGAAGUAUUUUAAUGUAAUGUUUAAUGCUUUAAAAGCAAAUAAAUUGUCUUCGUUACACAAUGCAGUCCUCCUCCUGGCCAUCUUCAUGCUUGUUCAUGUACUGUAUGGCUCAGAAACCCACCCACGUCCCAGAACAAUAUUAAACUUCUAAGGCCUGAUGCUGAGACGGACAGAAUCCCUGCAGGUCUUGUUGAUGUCAGUGGGGGACUGGGCUUUAAAUCUCCCUCCGUCAGGACCUUAAGCAGAUCAGCCUUCUGCAGUUGAACUGAUGCAACAAUGAAAUCAGUGUCAUAGGAUGACACUGCAAUCCUGCAAAUUUAAGCUGGAUUGUUUUUUGUUGGGUUGGGUUUUUUGGUGCAGACUGUGGAGCAAACUUAAUAUAAGGAACAGUUUUUACUACUUACUCUAAAUGUAAGUCAGCUUACUUUUCCUUUCAGCCAUUUCUUCCUGCAGGCUCUUGUUUGAUUUCCUUAUAAAAUCCGCAAAACUAGGCGUUGCAUAUGUUUUUCCCUUUUUAAGGUUUUAGGUGCAAAUGUCUAAGCGCAUGCUUUUUCAGAUCCUCUCUGCUUCUGUUGUAUGUUUUCAGUACUAAAGACAAACUUGUCUCGCUUCAAACCCAAUUGACGGUUUUGCCUGACCUCAAGAUUUUAUUCGUGGCACUAACUGGAUACUUUCAUAAUAGUCUCAGAGACCGGAGGAAAGAGGGGCCAGACUGGGCCUUUGAACUUUGGCAACUAAACUCUGAGCUAUGGAGUUUGGAGGAAGUUUGGGACAAAUUAGUGGGACAAAGAGCAAAAACACGUGUUAACUGCUGCCCAUUCUGCACAGCGUCCUCUGCAUGAGACCUUGUUCUGUCAGUCCAGUACCUAGCAUUACUACCAUGUUCACACACAAUAAAUACAAAUAUAUAUAUAUAUUGUGCUUUAGUCCUCCCAUCUGUAGUUCAGCAAGAUUGAACAAGGUUAGUACUUGGAUAGGAGACCUUCCAGGAGAGUUUAGUUGCUGUAGGAAAUAGCAGUGUUCACUUACUGAGUAAUAUUUUUCCAGUACUGAAGUCAAUAUUAAGCUGACAGUGUCUCCUGGUUCUGGGGAUGAUGAGCUAUAGAAAUUCCAGCUUUGAAUAGGGUAUGAAAGCAAAUUCUUGAGCGUUUUCGGUCAUGAUGGGGCUUUUGGCAUUUUACCACAGAGUAGGAGAGUAUCCUGGCCAAAUUCCAGCCUGGGUAAUUACAUUCUGCUGACUGAAAUUGAGCAGCGGUUAUUGCUGUGUUUCACUGUUGGGCAAAGUGAUCUUCACGUAGGGGCUUAAGUUUGUGAAGCGACUUAGGAUAAAGCAGAAUGAAUGGGACUUACAGAAAUGUCACUUUAGCCUUCACAACUCCCUCCUGAAGGCCCAGUGAGGCUAGUCAGUUUGCUAUUGCAUUCCUUUAAAUGCCAGUGGUGCAACUGCUGGGGCGUUGCUUGGAGUGGCUGUGGCAAUGUUUCCCCAUCUGGGGCUGUGAACCGUUGCAGUUCAUAAGACAUCGCAGGAUGUCUUCAGCGACAGUUGUACUUUCUUAUAACACGUAUACACAUUCCCAUGCGUCAAGCAAGGAGACAAACAGAAUGGGAGAAAAAGAAAUAAUAAAAGAACAUUCCAAGUUUUCUUUGUUUAUAAAUUAAAAUAUUGUGACAGUGCCGUUCAGGCUGAUCCGUGGUUGGUGUUUAGUUUUCAAAAAGGCUAAGUGAGCUUUUGAUUGGAAAAAAAGGUAGAGAAACUCUGAUGUAAGAUAUAGAAGGCUACCUGGAAGUGUAUUUCCUAUCAUGUAUGUACCCCUGAUGUUUAACAAUUUUUUCUCUCCCUGACCUUCCCUACUUUAUUUUGUACCCAGAUUUUCUUACUUCUGUCUGAAAUCUGCCUUAUAACUUCACAAGUUUUCAGGAGAAGAUCACUGUGUUUCACUGGGAUAGGAAUAUUGCAGCUGCUUCAUAGCAGGAAGAUGUUAUACGUAUUACAGCUUAAUUCUGUUCUACUUUAAACCUAGAUAAAGAAUGAAGACUGUCUGUACCAUUUUGAUUACCUCUUCUAGGGUUCAAAGAGAGAAUCAUUUCCCCUGACCUUCAUUUGCUAAUGGCUCAGCUUGAUCUAACCAGUAUACAGAUAAACGCGCUGUUAAACAAACGUUCUAGUAGGAAGAACCAUCUCAAUGUCUAAAAUUCCUUUGCCCCUGCUGGUAUCAGUGGCUCUUAGUAAGCAGCUAAAAUCUCUGCUCCACAAAGUAACGAGAGCUAUUCACAAGAAGCUUUUAUGUGAACGGACAAUUCUGCCAUCCUCUUAAAAGAGAUGAGAUGAAGGACCCUUCACGAUGACAGCUCUGCAAGCUCCAAAUACGAGAAACUCCUGCGUGAGGAGUCUUACGCUUUAUCUCCAGAAUGACCUUCGUUCCUGUUAGGCUAAUUUCACCUGUAGUCACAAGUUUUGCUUUUGGGAUUUAGACCAUCAGUAGCCACGGAACUCUUGCAUAAAUCACCUUUUUUCUCUCUCUUUUUUUUUUUUCCCCCCCCCCUCUAUUUUACGAAGACUGUUAACAGAGCUAUUAGUGGAAUAAGCAAAGCCAAUAUUCACACGGUUUAACAGUGUACCUAUAGCACCUUUUGUCCCAAGAUGCCUUACCAAUGCCAUACAGCACGCGUGUCCCAGCGUGCUACUUGUCAUGAAAUUUCCUUUCACUUAGGCACCACCUUAGUUUCCCAAAUUGACUGUUAGGGACAUUUCAGCAAAUAGCACCUCAUACUCAGACACCGCCCAAAGCUGCCUUUCAGAGCUGAGAGCUUUCUCCGCGAAUGCAUUCAGAGCUAAGGAGACCAUGCGCGCACCGUGCGUGUUGAUGCCGUGCACCUAAUGGGAACACCGUGACGUAACUGAGGGAAUGGCAGAAGGAGGGCACGCUGGCGCUCCUCCUGUCCGGCUGUGGGUGCGACGCGUAGGUGUUUACUGUGAUGAGCACCGCAAAACGUGGCUCGUGGCUGCGGAAGAGGAGGAAGGUAUGCUGAGGGCCCGGAUCCAAAGAGUUCAGGUUCCCCUGGGUGAGGCGCUGCGACCCAGCCAGCUCCCCCCAUCCCGGCUGCCUCAUAUGUGGCAGCUGUCCCAGGGUGAGCAGUACAGGGAUAGUAACUCUCGCGUUUGGGAGAUAGAGCACCAUCUCAUGCUUGGUGGUGUUGAAGAACUGCUGCUUAAACUCGUGCCUGGUGAUUAA